Antechinus flavipes (yellow-footed antechinus) is the source of this 3430-nucleotide messenger RNA. It is a transcript of the gene DPH6, whose product is annotated as diphthamine biosynthesis 6. The coding region runs from base 69 to 2177 and encodes 702 amino acids. The transcript is spliced from 15 exons. Lineage: Eukaryota; Metazoa; Chordata; Mammalia; Dasyuromorphia; Dasyuridae. Gene Ontology annotation, molecular function: diphthine-ammonia ligase activity. Gene Ontology annotation, biological process: protein histidyl modification to diphthamide. The record is from RefSeq and is a predicted model, not a curated record.
UGCCGGCGGCGCGAGUUUCCAAUCUUUCCUUACCCGCACGCGUCCUGCGCGCACGGUGGGACCCUGACAUGAGGGUCGCGGCUCUGAUCAGUGGUGGGAAGGAUAGCUGCUAUAAUAUGAUGCAAUGUGUUGCUGCUGGACAUCAGAUUGUUGCUUUGGCAAACCUAAGACCAGCUAAAAACCAAGUGGAAUCAGAUGAACUGGAUAGUUACAUGUAUCAGACAGUAGGACAUCAAGCCAUUGAACUGUUUGCCAAAGCAAUGGCUCUCCCACUAUAUCGUCAAACCAUCAAAGGGACCAGUGUGGAGACUGGACGAAUGUAUAGCAGAUGUGAAGGUGAUGAGGUUGAAGAUCUCUAUGAACUUCUGAAAUAUGUUAAGGAAAAAGAAGAAAUAGAUGGUGUAUCUGUUGGGGCUAUUCUUUCUGACUAUCAACGAGUUCGAGUAGAAAAUGUAUGUAAAAGGCUUGAUCUUCAACCUUUAGCUUACCUUUGGCGUCAAAACCAGGAAGAUUUGCUUAGAGAAAUGAUAUCAUCUGACAUACAAGCCAUGAUCAUCAAAGUAGCAGCUUUUGGGUUAAAUCCAGAUAAACAUCUUGGGAAGACACUGGAUCAAGUGGAGUCUGAUCUCUGUGAGCUAUCUAAGAAGUAUGGUGUUAAUAUCUGUGGAGAAGGUGGGGAAUAUGAAACAUUCACUUUGGAUUGCCCUCUAUUUAAGAAGAAAGUAAUUGUGGACUCAUCAGAAGUAGUUUUGCAUUCAGCUGAUGCCUUUGCGCCUGUGGCUUACCUUCGCUUUUUAGAAUUACAUUUGGAAGAAAAGCAGCUGACAUCCCCAGACAAACUUUUCACAAUUAAUUGCUCAUGUGAGACUGAAUGUAAUAAGGAUCAUAUUCCUGUGAUAGCAGAAGAUAACAUCCAGUGUGAAAUCCCACCUCCCAUCUGGAAAUCAUCACAUCCUCCCCAUCUUUUCCAGUACUUUGAGAAAUCAGAGUGUUCAGUAAAAUCUCCAAGUGGUUAUCAGUGGAUUGGCUGCAUCACAGCUUCCUUUCUUCCAUCAGAGCAGGAAAGUAUUGUGGAUACAGCAGUUGAAGCAUUUUCUUCUCUCCAAGCUGUUAUCAAUGCAAAAGGAUUGGAAUUGAAAGAUAUUAUUUUGGUUUAUAUGUAUGUUCGAAAUAUGGAAGAUUUUUCUGCUAUAAAUUCAGCAUAUAUGAAAAUGUUUGAUUUGUGUCCACCUACAAGGGUCUGUGUAGAAGCUUUGUUGCCAGAUGGUCUCCUUUUUUCAGUUGACUGUCUUGCUCACAAGACCAACAAGAUGAUUGCUGAAGCAUUUCCUUGUUCCAAAGAAGUGAUGCAUGUGCAGAGUAUUUCUCACUGGGCACCUGCUAACAUUGGACCAUACAGUCAGGCCAUCAAGGUGGGAAAAACCCUAUACCUUGCUGGACAGAUUGCCUUGGUACCUUGCACAAUGAAGCUUGUGAGUGGUGGAGUCUGGACUGAAGCUUCUGUAUCCCUAAGGCACACCUUGAAAAUUCUUAAAGCGAUGAGCCCAGAAACUACACUCCACCAUGUCCUACUGGCACAUUGUUAUGUAACCAGCAGCAAGUACAUUCCAGCUGCUCUUGACACGUGGCAAAAGAAUUUGAGAACACAUAAAAAGGAAGAAGACUAUGAGACCUAUGGCAUCAUCAGUGAGACCAGUGGGAUCCUGGUAAUUGUGGUAGUACCCCGUCUUCCUAGAGAUUCUGCAAUUGAAUGGCAUGUUAUUUCAGUGAUGGAUGAGCCACUUCAAAGAAAGCAUUUCGUAUUGGAGAAGAAGUCUGAGGGUUGUCUAAUUGAGUGUGAAGCUGUCGAAUCCAUUUCUACAUCCUGUGUCUCCAUCUCCAUUUCCCUGAGAUGGAUGUCAUCCUCUGUUUCUUUGCCUGAUUUAAACCAGGUUCUUCAAGAUUUGGUGGCCGUGUUCUUACAGGCAAUGGGGAGACUAUCUGGAAACAAAGGGCUAGUACCUCUCUGCUUCAGAAUUUUCUAUAAGAAAGACUUCAUCGACAUCACAGCUUUUCAUUCAGGACUCCAGGCAUUGCUGGAAGAACAGAUGGAUGCCGUUCCUGCUCUGGUUCUGGUACCUGUGACUGAUUUACCCAAAAGAGAAAUUAUCCACAUCUCAUGCUGGCUCAGUGCUUAGUCCAUGUCUCAGAAGGCAAGAACUGCUGUGAUUUCUUGGGGAAAAAAAAUAUAUAUAUAUAUAUAUAUAUAUUUGUAUUAAUUGUAUUCCGUCUGUCCUUUUAAUUUCUUCAUUGUUGUUUUAUUGUUACUUUUUUUUAUAUAUAAAAACUGUUGUCACUUCCCAUUGAGUACUUCCUCCCUUACUAAAUAGAAUCUUCCCUUGUAACAAAAUACAGUUAACAAAAUAAGCCAGCAUAUAAACCAGAUCUAACAAAGAUCUGCACCUCUAGCCCAGCACCUCUUAGAAGAAAAGUGGAAAGCAUGAUUCACUAUCAGUCAUCUGGAGUAGGACAACUGGCCACAACAUUGAUCAAAGUGCUGAAACCUUUCAUUGUUGUUUUCUCUGUAGUCUCCUGAAGUGUCCAGACGUCUUUGAAUUGACAAGUGCAAAGUUAGGCGAGAAGUUUUAACACUUCAUUCACAGCCCUUUUAUUAAGCUAUGGAACUGCAAAUAAACUUUCCUACCAAAGCGUGCACCUAUGUUUUUCUUAGUUCUCAAAGAUUUCCUGCCAACCCAUUCACUGUAACUCUUGGCUCCUGCUGGAGCUGGAGGGAUGCCAGCAUCUUCAGUCACACUGAUUGAAACUUGAAGACGGAUUGGUUCAUCCAGUCCACUGGCAUUACAGUUCAAAGCAAAUAUCAUUAACACAUCUAUGAGCAUGAUCCUUACUUGUCCAGCGACCACAUCUGAUACCGUGCAUGUGUCUGCUUUGAGACCAGUUUUUUCUUUGUGCAGAAAGGUCUGGGCAGGACACAGAAGUCUUUAUGAUAUACCAUAAGUCUCAGAACCCAGCAGAAAAUGACCUUUAUAUAACUGGAACUAGAUCAUACAUCCAUGUCCUUUUUCCAAGAAGGACUUCUUAAGAAAGUAAAAAUUGACUUUAUCCAAAAUAGUGACCAUCUAGCCACCCAAAGCUCCAGAAGGCAUGUAUUUAUAUCUGAUUCCUCAGUUGAUACUGGGAAGCAAAAAUGCAGUUGUGAAAGCCAAUAUCUGCCUCCUUCGAUAUUUGGUUUUCAUUCUUCCACAGUCCAGCUUGUUCUGACUCAUCUUCUUCAAUGUCCUUCAGGCUUAUCAGCACAGUCAGAAGGUUUAGUGGAACAAUUUGAGUGGAUUUGAUCAGGGUUUACUUUGGACAAAGGGUGACUGUGACUUUCAUUAUUCCCUGUAAUAUAUAAGUAUGAAUCAAUAAAGGUUCCUUUUGAAACCUCCAA